AUGGCCGAUACUACUGGAAGGAUUCCUCUUUGGAUAAUAGGUACUGUAACUGGUAUUCUUGUGAUCGGUUUAGUAGGCAUUUUCUUUUAUGGUUCAUAUUCCGGAUUAGGUUCAUCCCUGUAG
This is a messenger RNA of Salvia miltiorrhiza (redroot sage), 123 nucleotides long. The record is from the annotation of a RefSeq genome assembly. Lineage: Eukaryota; Viridiplantae; Streptophyta; Magnoliopsida; Lamiales; Lamiaceae.